Messenger RNA from Candida dubliniensis CD36, 2544 nucleotides. RefSeq lists its product as uncharacterized. Gene Ontology annotation, cellular component: nucleus; cytosol. Lineage: Eukaryota; Fungi; Ascomycota; Pichiomycetes; Serinales; Debaryomycetaceae. The transcript has a single exon. Gene Ontology annotation, molecular function: protein phosphatase binding; protein phosphatase regulator activity. Bases 1 to 2544 code for a protein of 847 amino acids. The record is from RefSeq and is a predicted model, not a curated record.
AUGUCAGGGUCAUUUUGGAAAUUCAGUAAUGGGUUUACGUCACUUUCAAACAUUUCCACUUUAUUGGAAAAUUAUAAUAGAGACCUGGAAUCUGGUAAAAUUGAAGAAGAAGGACAACUUGAAGUUUUAAAGAAAUUAUUGGAUGAAAAUGAUUUGCUACAAGAGUUAUUAUCAAACAAUCCAAUGCUAAUGAGUUUUUUGCGAGAGGAUAAGAUAUUAGGAAUGCUUGUGAAUUUAGUGAUUCUCGAAGGUGCCGUGGAUGAUGAAAAUCCCUCUGUAAAUGAGUCUAAAAGUAAAGUGGACGCAAAAGAGUCUACUAGUGAUGGCAAAACUGUGGAAAAAACGAGUUCAAAACUGGAUUCCAAAGAUUCUAAAGAGGACAACAAAAUGGACAAAACAGUAGAUAAGAAUAAAGAAAAUGGCGACGAUGACGCUGACGACGACGAAGAAGAAGAAGAAGAAGAUGAUGAAAAGAAUGACGAAACUGAUGAACAAGAUCUUGAGGAGUCAGAAGAACAAAAGGCCACUAGAAGAGCUACUAUUGCUGCUGAAAUAUUAAGCGCUGAUGUGUGGUCUUUAACAGAUGCAGUGAUGGCAUCAACAGAAAAUUUAAACAGACUAUGGGAAAUUCUCGAUGAUAAGGAACCACUCAGUAUUAGCUUGUCGACUUAUUUUAUGAAAAUUAUGGAGCAUUUGUUGGAUAUGAAAUGUGAAGAUAUGAUAACAUACCUUAUUGAGAAUCAACCCAAUUUAGUUGAAAAGUUUGUGAAUCAUCUAUCCAACCCACCGUUGAUGGAUUUUUUAUUAAAGUUAAUUUCUACUGAUAAACCAGACAAUUCUACUGGGAUAAUAGACUUUUUACAGAACCAGGAUUUGAUCACACAUUUGGUUGAAGCAUUGGACAUUUCAGGUGGUAAGGAAGAAGAUUACGAAAUGCUUUUAGUGAGACAAAGCUCCACAGCAGAUUUUUUAAAGGCAUUGAUAACCAUUUCAGCCAAUUCGACUACAGAUAAUUCUACAAUUGGUCCUAAUGAAUUGACUAGAGAAUUGGUUUCCCAUGAGCAAAUGAAACGUUUAUGUAAUAUUAUGUUGAAAGGAGGAUAUGCGUUAGCUAAUGGUGUUGGCAUAAUAAUAGAAAUCAUUAGAAAGAAUAAUUCAGAUUAUGACGUUAUACCAAUUUUACACAUCCGAUUAGAGAAUCAUCCACCAACAGGUAGAGAUCCAAUCUAUUUGGGACAUUUAUUGCGAGUGUUUGCGGAAAAGAUAGAGGAAUUCAAUAAAUUGUUAAUUAAGGAAGAUCCUGAUUGCAAGUUAAGGACACCCUUUGGUGAUAUUGAGCCUUUAGGGUUUGAAAGAUUCAAAAUAUGCGAAUUGAUUGCGGAAUUAUUGCAUUGUUCAAAUAUGGCUUUGCUAAAUGAGAAUCGAGGAUUUGAUAUUGUUAAAGAAAGAGAUGAAUUGAGAAUAAAAAUGAAAGACUUUGAUCCCAUUAGUUUCAAAUACAAUGAAACCAUUGUUCUCCCAGAUGAUAACAACAAUGCUGGAAGUAAUGCCAAUGACACUAUUGACGACUUUAAUGCUGAUGACAGUAUUGAUGAAGAAGAAACUCAUGCAAAUGCAAAUUUGACAGAAGAACAACUUAGGAGUAGUCCUGUAGUUGGUGAUUUUUUGAAAAUUGCUUUGUUUGAUACUCAAAUUAUAUCCAACAUCUUGUCCAUGUUUUUCCGUUUCCCAUGGAACAAUUUUUUGCAUAAUGUGGUGUUUGAUAUUGUGCAGCAAGUUUUGAAUGGGUCAAUGGAAAUUGGUUUCAACAAGUUUUUGGCCAUUGAUUUAUUUGCUCUGGGUGAUAUAACGAACAAAAUCAUUGAAGGUCAAAAGUUGUGUGCCGAUUAUGAAUCAACUCACAAUGGAUUGAGAUUGGGGUUUAUGGGUCAUUUGACCUUGAUUGCUGAAGAAGUGGUGAAAUUUGUUCAAUUAUAUCCAUCAAAUACUUUGAGUGAGUUAAUUGAUAUUAAAGUGGAAAGCAAUGUGUGGGAAGAAUAUGUUAACAAUGUAUUGUAUGAUACUAGAGAAAAAUAUAAUGCCAUUUUAGGGGGUGGUGAUGAAGAUGAUGAAGAAGAUGAUGAUGAUGAUGAAAAUACCACUUUUGAAGAAGGUCUUGGGGAAAUAAUAGAAGAGGUGAAAACAGGAUUAGUAUUUGAAGAACCACAGAAGAAGAAAGACUUUUUAGAUGGAGAUGAAUCAGGAUCGGACGACGAUGACCAUUUUUCCAAUUAUAUGUCACAACAAUUGACCAACCCAUCGACGACUCCAAACCAUGAACACGAAGAUGAGCUUGAAACAUCGAGUGAGGAUGAUGAAGAUGAAGAAGAUUAUAUAGAUCCUAAUGAUGAUGGAAGAUCAUACAAAAAAUCAAACUCCCUAUAUGAUGCAAAAGGUUCGUUGAAGAAACUUGAAAAUGAGGACGAUAAAAGUGACGAAUCAGACAGCUCUGACGAAGAGGAGAAACAAGACACGAAACUUACAAGAUCAGCAAGUAAAGGUUAG